CUGCCUCGACUUUGCGAUCAUGUCUGAUAAAUUAAACAGAGCUCAAGGCCCCGUCACCCGGACGACCAGGUCUAAGAUGGCUUCCAUCAGCAAGACCAUCAAUGCUACAAGUAGUGAAUCAUCAAAAUGUCCAAAGCUGAGAUGGACUUCAUUUGGCAACUCUGCUGCAGAACAGGAAAGUCUCCCUCCCCCACAAUCAUCACAGGCACCACAAAGCUCCCCAGACUAUGCAAAUGCAGAUAUCCCCUCUGCUCUAGCAGCCAUAAAUCUCAUGGCUAUCGCCUAUGCCAAAAACAACCCUCAUCUCUGUCACGAGCUACAGAAUCUCAGUCAUCAGGUGCAAGUGCUUGAAACAAACCUUCCUGGAGGCGUCGAAGCAGGAUGGAUUCGUUCGGAGCUGAGUGAAGCUACGAAGAGAUCCUUGACGUGGGCGAGGGUCCGGCUGAUUGAAUUGAUGGUGGAUAUUCUGCAAGUGUUGGACAGAGACGAGCAGGGAAGUUUGCAGAGAUUCUUGAGCUAUGUCAAAGAGUUAGGUAACAAACUUAAGUAG
Messenger RNA from Mollisia scopiformis, 550 nucleotides. RefSeq lists its product as uncharacterized. Lineage: Eukaryota; Fungi; Ascomycota; Leotiomycetes; Helotiales; Mollisiaceae. Bases 20 to 550 code for a protein of 176 amino acids. The transcript has a single exon. The record is from RefSeq and is a predicted model, not a curated record.